CUCUCCUCAACGAUAAGAAAAGCAAAGACAUCUAAUUUCCCCUUCCUCACAUCCAACCAUUUUCCCGCUCGUUCCACGUCCACAUCUUUCCCAUUCCCACCCCACGUUUACAUACCCAAACCUCUCUCAUUCUCCUUCACUUUCCGCCUUCACUUCUCUAAACUCGGCCACCGCCACGCUCUUCCUCGCUUUGCCUCCAAUGGCUUCUGCCACCACUUCCACCACCUUUUCCCUCCUCAAAACCACCGCCUCCACCACCUCUUCCUCCUCUGCCUCCCGCCCUUCUGCAUCCCUCAUCCGACUUCCCUCCACCCGCCGCCACCUCAAAUCCUCCACUCUCACCCACGGCCUUGGCUUCUCCUCCGCUGCUUCUGGGGAUUCUCUGCUCUCCCUCCACGUCUCCUCCAAAGUUCGAUCUUUUAAGGGAAAAGGGUCGAGAGGCGUUGUUUCGAUGGCGAAGAAGAGUGUUGGGGACUUAAGUGCGGCUGAUUUGAAAGGGAAGAAAGUGUUUGUGAGGGCUGACUUGAAUGUCCCAUUGGAUGAUAACCAGAACAUUACCGAUGACACUAGGAUUCGUGCUGCUGUUCCCACUAUCAAGCAUUUGAUUCAGAAUGGUGCUAAAAUUAUUCUCUCUAGCCACUUGGGUCGGCCAAAGGGUGUUACACCAAAAUUCAGCUUGGCUCCUCUUGUACCCCGGCUCUCUGAACUGCUUGGCACUCAGGUUGUCAAGGCUGAUGACUGCAUUGGUCCGGAAGUAGAAAAGUUAGUUGCUUCACUUCCUGAAGGCGGUGUUCUUCUUCUUGAAAAUGUUAGAUUUUACAAAGAGGAGGAAAAGAAUGAACCUGAAUUUGCGAAGAAGCUCGCCUCGUUAGCUGAUCUCUUUGUCAAUGAUGCAUUUGGGACUGCACACAGAGCCCAUGCAUCAACAGAGGGUGUCACAAAAUUCUUGAAGCCAUCUGUUGCUGGUUUCCUUUUACAGAAGGAGCUGGACUACCUUGUUGGUGCAGUUUCAAGCCCCAAAAGGCCAUUCGCCGCCAUUGUGGGUGGUUCAAAGGUCUCUUCCAAGAUUGGAGUCAUUGAAUCACUCCUUGAGAAAUGUGACAUUCUCCUUCUUGGUGGUGGUAUGAUUUUCACAUUUUACAAGGCACAGGGCCUAUCAGUUGGUUCAUCCCUGGUAGAGGAAGAUAAGCUUGACCUUGCAACAUCACUCCUUGCAAAGGCCAAGGCGAAGGGAGUGUCUCUUUUGUUACCCACUGAUGUGGUUAUUGCAGACAAGUUCGCCCCUGAUGCAAACAGCAAGAUUGUGCCAGCUUCUGCUAUUCCUGAUGGCUGGAUGGGAUUGGAUGUUGGACCUGAUUCCAUUAAGACAUUCAAUGACGCUUUGGAUACUACCCAAACCAUCAUCUGGAAUGGACCGAUGGGAGUGUUUGAAUUUGAUAAGUUUGCAGUCGGGACCGAGGCUAUUGCAAAGAAGCUAGCAGAACUCAGUGGCAAGGGAGUGACGACAAUCAUUGGAGGUGGAGACUCUGUCGCCGCUGUAGAAAAGGUCGGAGUAGCUAAUGUCAUGAGCCACAUAUCAACUGGUGGUGGUGCCAGUUUAGAAUUGUUGGAAGGGAAGGAGCUUCCAGGUGUGAUUGCCCUCGAUGAGGCUACCCUGGUUGCCGUGUAAGAUCAAAUCAAAUUUUCAGUAAUUUAUCCGGUUUUGUAAUCGAGAAAUAAAACGAGUUCUUGUUGUAAAUGUACACCUUAAAUCGCUAGAAGGACCCAUUUCCGUCUCUUCCUUUCUUGCUUAUCCUUAAAAGGUUGCCAGAACAGUGUUGAUUUUAAAUAAAUUGCUUCAUUUUUCUCAAAA
Molecule: messenger RNA, 1852 nt
Organism: Hibiscus syriacus
Lineage: Eukaryota; Viridiplantae; Streptophyta; Magnoliopsida; Malvales; Malvaceae
Product: phosphoglycerate kinase, chloroplastic-like
Exons: 6
Coding region: 200-1669 (489 amino acids)
Biological process (GO): glycolytic process; gluconeogenesis
Cellular component (GO): cytosol
Molecular function (GO): ATP binding; phosphoglycerate kinase activity; ADP binding
Source: RefSeq, a predicted model, not a curated record